AUGAUUGGUUUACCCAAAUCUGGAAAAAGAACUCUAUUAAAUUAAAUUUCUUGUAAAUUCAAACAUACUCCAAUUUAUUCAGGAGAUCUAAUAACAGCAUUAAAGUAUUCUAAAUUCAAUCUUCUAUGUUACCACAACAUAGAUGACAACUCAAUCCAAAAUCAUGUGAAUCCUGUUUUUCAGAAAAUAGAAGCUCUUAUCUUUGUAGUAGAUUCAUCAAACCUUGCAGAUUUAAACAAUUCUCAUGUGUUAUUGCAAUCUCAAUUAAAUUAACUCAAAGGAAUACCAAUUCUACUUAUUAUAAGUAAAUAUCAUAAAGCAUAAAUAACCAUAUAAGAAAUUGUUAUUUAGUUUGAACUAAUCAAAUUGAGGUAACCAUGGUUUGUUCGAACAGUUGGAUCUGAUGUAUCUGAAAUAGAAGAAGGUUUAGACUGGCUUUAUGAUUAAAUUAAACAUAUUAAAUAAUGA
Paramecium tetraurelia is the source of this 468-nucleotide messenger RNA. RefSeq lists its product as uncharacterized. Gene Ontology annotation, molecular function: GTP binding; GTPase activity. Gene Ontology annotation, cellular component: cytoplasm. The transcript has a single exon. The record is from RefSeq and is a predicted model, not a curated record. Lineage: Eukaryota; Ciliophora; Oligohymenophorea; Peniculida; Parameciidae. Gene Ontology annotation, biological process: intracellular protein transport; vesicle-mediated transport.